Messenger RNA from Saccostrea echinata, 2604 nucleotides. RefSeq names its product G2/mitotic-specific cyclin-B-like. Gene Ontology annotation, molecular function: cyclin-dependent protein serine/threonine kinase regulator activity. Bases 135 to 1409 code for a protein of 424 amino acids. The record is from RefSeq and is a predicted model, not a curated record. Gene Ontology annotation, biological process: mitotic cell cycle phase transition; regulation of cyclin-dependent protein serine/threonine kinase activity. The transcript has 8 exons. Gene Ontology annotation, cellular component: cytoplasm; cyclin-dependent protein kinase holoenzyme complex; nucleus. NCBI's taxonomy places the organism in Eukaryota, Metazoa, Mollusca, Bivalvia, Ostreida, Ostreidae.
AAGACCUCCGCAGUGAAUAUGGUGAGAACAAGCAUCAGUAUGUUGUGAAAACAGGCAGGCACUUACAGGCAUCAUAUGCAGUGGUUUCACAAUAAAAAGAAUUUGAAAGAUAUUUACAUGCUCAAAAAGACACAAUGGCUUUAACAAAUAGACCACAGACGGCACGUCCACAACUUGGCAGCACACAUGUUCUCAUCAACAAGGAAAAUCCAGAUGGAGGAUUACUUGCCAAAACGGAACUUCAUCGACCUUCAUCUCAUAUGGGAACAAGAUCAGCCCUUGGAACAAUUGAAAACAUUGGACACAAAGUCUCUGCAAUUACGAUAGACCCUAGUAAAAAGACAAAUGCAAUCAAGAAAGAGAUCAUACAGCAGCAACAGAUAGUGACCAGACAGAAAAUAGUCAAAUCUAAAGCUACUUCUUCCCUAAAAGAACUUGUAGAAACAGAAACAAAAACUGAAGCAUCCAUAGAAGCAGUGAAAAAUGUUUCUAAACCAGACAUAUUACUGGGACCUCCCGAGUCUAUGGACAUCAGUGAAGAUAAACCUGAGGCAUUCUCAAAAGCUUUAUUAAAAGUGGAAGAUAUUGAUGAGAAUGACAAAGAUAACCCACAACUUGUUAGUGAAUAUGUCAAUGACAUUUACCAGUACAUGUUGGAGUUGGAGCAAAAGUUUCCAGUCAGGCCUAAAUUCCUCGAGGGUUAUGAGAUAACUGGUAAAAUGCGUGCCAUUUUGAUUGACUGGUUGUGUCAGGUUCACCACAGAUUCCACUUGUUGCAAGAAACUCUCUACUUGACUGUAUCCAUCAUCGACAGAUUUUUACAAAUUCACCAAGUGCCACGUAACAAGCUUCAGUUAGUUGGUGUGACUUCCAUGCUGAUUGCAUCCAAGUAUGAGGAGAUGUAUGCCCCAGAGGUAGCCGAUUUUGUCUACAUCACAGACAACGCCUACCAGAAAAAAGAUAUUCGGGAAAUGGAGGCUCUUAUCCUCAAAACUCUGGACUUCAGCAUGGGAAAACCUCUCUGUUUACAUUUCCUCAGACGCAACUCUAAAGCAGGAGGGGUUGAUGCCAGCAAACACACAUUGGCCAAGUAUUUGAUGGAACUUACAAUCAUUGAGUAUGAUAUGGUGCAAUACUACCCCUCACAAAUUGCAGCUGCUGCCCUUUGUCUUUCAAUGAAAUUAUUAGAUGGAUCAAAAUGGACUGACACAUUAAGUCACUACAGUUCCUAUUCAGAGAAGGAUCUUUCACCAUUAAUGCAAAAGUUGUGUAGUCUAGUCAUAAAAGCAGAAACCUACAAAUUAACGGCUGUUAGAACAAAAUAUGCCUCAUCAAAAUUUAUGAAAAUCAGCACGUGCUCGGAACUUAAAGGACAAGUGGUUAAAGACAUGGCUAAUCAAUCUGAAUAAAUUAUAAACAUUCCCUUGGAAUUUUAAAAUCAGGCUGUGAUGUGUGUAUUGUCAGGAGUGGAGUUUUCAGGGAGGAUCAAAUUUGUGGGGAUUCUGAGUUGUGGAUGCUGCUAGUUUCAUUGUACCAAAUUUGUUCUGCUUGUAGAGUUUGUUUUUCAUACUUUUUGUUGGUACCAGAAAAAAAUUCUUUCUCCCGUAAUAUGAAUUUUUAUGCACAAUUUUUUUAUUCUAUAAUUUAAUCAAUAAUUUAUAAAACUAAUUUUUUAGAUACAAUUUUAGCUUUUACGUUCUCAUUUGGUAUAAUAUAACAGUAAAUAAAAAUAUGAAUAAUUCUAUUAGAUUUAAGUCAUCCAUAAGAAAGACGUAUUUGGUUAGGUUUGUGAUCUAUCAAAAGAAAAACUUUCAUACACAAAUAUAUAACCCAUUGUCUCAGUAAUAUUCCAAUUCAUAUCUCAAUUCAGAAUGUUUCAUGGGAAGGGGGGAGGGUGUAAAAAUAUAUCAUUUGUCACAAUGUUCUGUUGGGUUUUUUGGUUAGAUAUUGAAAUCGCCUCACAAAUAUGAAGUCACCCAUUAGAAUAUUUUGUAGGUUCCUAGAAACAUGCAACAGUUCUUCAUUCAGAAUUCAUUAUUUAUUCAGUAUUGUGUGAAUGAUUUGUGAAUGAAAGUGUAUAGAAAACUCUAAUAAAUCAUGAUAUUAAUGUUGGAAAAACAAGGGAAGGACAUUGCUUUUCACUUUUGACUUCAUUUUUUUUUCUUUUUUUCUGUACAUUUCACUUGUGUAAAAUCCCCUUGUUUUUCUGACAGGAAACUUCUUUUAUGUAGGUGCUGAAAUGUUUGGAUCAUGGGUAGUAUCAUAGAAUUCCAACAUUUUUUUUUUUAAAUCUAAUAUCUAGGGAAAAUGAAAUGAUAAACUGGGAAGCUUAACAGAUGAUGCAUUCAUUUUUAAAGAUAUCAAUCUUGUUGAAACUGUUUAAGGACACUUGCUGAAGCUGUGUAAGUUAAACAUUGACCUAUAUGGAUAUUUUUAACCUUACGAUGUUUGCAUUUGAAAUUAAUAUUUAUCUUAUGUAGCCAUUUGCAGCAUUUGAUAUAUUCAGCAGGUGUCUUUUCAUUUUUACAUGGCUAUUGAUGAUUUUGAUACUUUUUAUUUUAUUCAUGUAUUUGUAUGUGUAGAGGAAAUAAAAAAUAAAACUAA